Armigeres subalbatus is the source of this 2389-nucleotide messenger RNA. It is a transcript of the gene Gycalpha99B, whose product is annotated as head-specific guanylate cyclase. The transcript has 6 exons. Gene Ontology annotation, biological process: cGMP biosynthetic process; response to oxygen levels. Bases 146 to 2185 code for a protein of 679 amino acids. Gene Ontology annotation, molecular function: guanylate cyclase activity; heme binding. Gene Ontology annotation, cellular component: guanylate cyclase complex, soluble. The record is from RefSeq and is a predicted model, not a curated record. Lineage: Eukaryota; Metazoa; Arthropoda; Insecta; Diptera; Culicidae.
GCUGAUUGUGAUGAGCAGGUUGUGGAAAAAGUUAGCAAACAAAAACAAAUGUCCUCGCUGGUUCUCUUGCUGUUCACGGGCGACAGUAACGGCAGUGCAGCGUUUGAGGUGGUUUGAGCCUAAUAGAGUUCACCAGCAGUAAACCAUGGCUUGUCCAUUUUCGCGACAUGCCCCAUCAGAAAUGCUCCAUCGCCAGCACUCGAUUGCCGAAGGAUCAGGAUGGAACCUGGACGAAGAUUUGAGUGAAAUUCUGGACGAUGCACUCACCCUGACCCACCUGAACGGAGCUAUCCAGCUGUUAACGGCACCCUCGAACGAGGAUGUGUACGAGGCACUCAUGUCGUUGAUUGAUAAACAUCGCAACAGGUGGCCCGCUCUGGACAAGUUGAAAACAGAUCGCAAUGCACUGCAUAUCUAUCCACAUUACGACUAUUUGGCGGAUGUGCAGGACACUUUGAAUCAAAUUGAUGAGUCAUCUGCCAGCGAGAUUCUGAUCCUGCUGGGCAACGAGCUCAUACACACGGCCUGCGUCGGCAUAAUCGAGCGGGCAUUCAAGUGUUUGGGUUCCAAUUUGCAGGAAUUCCUCGGAUCGCUGGAUGGCGUGUAUGACGUACUCAAACUACAAGAGGAGGAUAUCUCCGAUACGGGAUUCGUUUGUGCUGGAGAAGGCGAGCUGAUUUUCACUUCGGAGCGACCGGUCCUGGCAUGGCUUUUGUUGGGAUGUUUGCAAGCGUUGAGUCGUUUACUUUUCCACUACGAAUCUCCAAUUGAAAUGGAACCGUUGGAUGGAGACGUGCCUCGGUAUCGAUAUCUAUUCAAUGUUGAAGAUUUUGAGGAACAGGUCGUUCCCAUUGUAACUGACAGUCGGGGAGUAUUGCGUGAGAGCGUAUCGUCUGAUGUGAAGGAUCUCAAAAUGGACAAUGAUUUCUUCUGCAAGGCCUUUCCUUGGCAUUUUAUAAUGGAUGAAAACCUAGAUUUGGUUCAGGUUGGACAAGGAUUCAGUCGGUUGUUCAAGAACUACAUGGCAACUAGUGGACAAUCGGCGUGCACCUAUUUCCGCUUCAAACGUCCUCGUGGACUUUCGCUAAGCUUCCGGGAGAUUGUCCGUCGUACGAAUACUCCAUUCAUGAUCUCCUUGCGUGCUCCUCCAGGUCGUCCAGAUUUCUUCGCGAAAGGCUUGGAAAUCAAAGGCCAAAUGGUUUUCUGCCCGGAAUCGAAUUCGCUUCUCUUCGUUGGGUCUCCUUUCCUCGAUGGCUUGGAAGGGCUAACCUGCAAUGGUCUUUUCAUAUCCGACAUUCCACUACAUGAUGCAACUAGGGAGGUGAUUUUGGUUGGCGAACAGGCUCGAGCCCAGGAUGGGCUUCGCCGUCGAAUGGAUAAAUUGAAAAGUUCCAUCGAAGAAGCAAAUGCGGCGGUUACGAAAGAGCGUAAGAAGAACGUAAAUUUGUUGCAGCUGAUGUUUCCGGAAGACAUCGCUGAGAGACUCUGGCUUGGAGCACAGAUUGAUGCUAAAACGUAUUCGGAUGUAACAAUGCUGUUCAGCGACAUAGUGGGAUUCACCAGUAUCUGCUCUAGGGCGACCCCGUUCAUGGUUAUUAACAUGCUAGAAUGCUUGUAUAAGCAUUUCGACGAGCUUUGUGGAUUUUUCGACGUUUAUAAAGUAGAAACGAUUGGGGAUGCUUAUUGCGUUGCCAGUGGAUUGCAUCGAGCUGGUAUUUACGAUGCCCAUAAGGUGGCAUGGAUGGCACUAAGGAUGAUAGAGACUUGUUCGUUGUACAACACCCAUGAUGGACAACAUAUCAGGAUGCGUAUUGGUAUUCACACCGGAACGGUCCUAACCGGAGUGGUCGGUCGUAAAAUGCCUCGUUACUGCCUGUUUGGGCACAAUGUGACCAUUGCUAACAAGUUCGAAUCGGGAAGCGAGGCCUGCAAAGUUAAUUGUAGCCCCACGACCAAAGAUUGGCUUAUUAAACAUCCAGGAUACAACUUCCAGCUGCAGCCAAGAGAUCCUUCGUGCAUGCCGAAGGAGUUUAGUGAGGCCAAGGGGUUGCCAUGCUAUUUUCUUGAGGGUUAUAAGCAUCCGACGGUAGAAGACGAUGCGCCUCUGCAAGAGCAUAUUGAAGAAGCAAUGAAGCAGACACUUCAGGAUGUCGACGACAUAAUUGUUUUCGAAGCAAAUAAUUGAAUGAAGGAAUUGAAUUGGAUCGAUUUUAGAUAUUGGUAUGAGCAGCUUUAUGUUGUCAAAAUAAUGUAGCAAAUGUAGACUAUCUAUAUGUGUCAAAUAUAACCGCUAGCAAUUUUCUUCAUUGAAAACUCAAUGUUCUGUUUGUAUGUGUACACCAAAUAGAGGUAAUAAAUUAUAAAGGAAGAUUGUCGCUGCCUUCACAGA